This is a messenger RNA of Rotaria socialis, 1164 nucleotides long. The record is from the annotation of a GenBank genome assembly. Lineage: Eukaryota; Metazoa; Rotifera; Eurotatoria; Philodinida; Philodinidae.
AUGAUAUUUGAUCGAUUUUGUUUACAAAUUUUACCUGAAAUUCACGAUAAAACCGCACGGCUUGAUCUUGAAUCAUCAACUAUGAAGCAUGUUUUGCGUGCUGUCGCUUAUCCUAAUUUGCAUGUUCUUGGUCUUUAUAAUAUUGACGAAGAAUCAAUUCGAUGUCUUUUUACUGGCAAGUUGUUUUUAUUCAAAGCAAAUGGAAGAUUCAUAACAACACUUUUUAUUGCAAUUGAUAAAAAUUUUGAAAGUUACGACGAUAUGCUAUCGUCAGCGGCAAAAAUAUUUGAUGGCAUCUUGACUGUACUCACCCGUCUAAAUGCUCUAGCAUUACGGGAAUCAUCGUACAAAAAUUGUGUUCGAUUACGUUUUAAUGAUUCACUACAUCUUACUUUUCAUUCUUCAACUCUUUUAACAUCGAAUGUUAAUUUGCUUCAAGGUGAUAUACGAAAUCUGAAGAAUUUUUCUCUAUCGUGCGAUUUCAGAACAUCUGAUUGUAAUGAAGCAAUCCUACCACUUCUCUAUCGAAUGUCCAAUCUAGAACAACUCGGUUUGUAUCUUCUAGUUUAUGUUGAGCAAGCCUUUAUUGAUGGAAACCAUUUGAAGAGAAACAUUAUUAACCGUAUGUCACGAUUGAACCAAUUUACAUUUUCUAUUAUUUCACAUAUGUAUAUCCGUAAUAAAUUGAAUUUACCAUCAACAAAAGAUAUUCAACACACAUUCAUUGGGUUUCCUACUAAUGAAAUAAUUUCUUAUGUUGAUUAUUUUCCCGAAGCAGAACAAGGUCAAUGUCAUAUUUACUCAUAUCCGUUCUUAAUGGAACACUAUCCAGAUAUCACAAAUAAUUUUCCAGGUGGAUUAUUUCAAUAUGUUCGUGUCGUUUCAUUAUUUGAUGAACAUCCUUUUGGACAUGAAUUUUUUGUUCGAAUUCAGAAAUCAUUUCCGUUUUUGGAAGAAUUAUAUUUGACUAAUCAUAAAUCACAAAAUCAAAAACAAUUCUAUGAAUCAAGCAGUGAUAAUCCAAAUUUAUCUGUUAUUCAAUAUUCUUUUCUUACUAAACUUGUUAUCGAUGAUGAUUAUAUAGAGCAAUUUUUAUUUGAUACUAAAAUGUAUUUAAAAAAAUAUAAUUAUUCUGUAUUCCGUAUGAAUCUUUACAACGAGUAA